Nezara viridula (southern green stink bug) is the source of this 1066-nucleotide messenger RNA. The record is from the annotation of a GenBank genome assembly. NCBI's taxonomy places the organism in Eukaryota, Metazoa, Arthropoda, Insecta, Hemiptera, Pentatomidae.
CUGCAAGCCAGUGUGGGCAGGUUUGCUGAGCUGUUCGGUCUUCCACAUUACAAAGCAAGAUAGUAUAAACUCCUUUUCAUCACGUAUAGCUACUGAAGAUCAUUUCGAAACUAUCUGUACUCAAACGUUUACAAGAUGGAAGACCCGCAAUUGAUGAUGAAUUGGAAUUAUAUGCAGAAAAAAGACGUGAUUGAAAUCCUAGAGGAGUAUAAACAUCAUAUGGAUUGGAAAGAUGGAGAACAAAUCUUGGAUAUCGGAUGUGGCAUAGGCGAUAUAACCACAUCAGUACUUUAUCCCAUCCUGCCAAUGAACUCUGUCUUGGCUGCCGCUGAUGUGUCUCCAGACAUGAUUCAAUUUUGUAACAAGUACAAAAUGAGAGAGAGGAUACGUUACUACAUUCUCGAUAUUCAGCAGCCACAGCUUAGCACCGACUGGGAAAGUGAAACAUUUGAUAAAAUAUUUUCAUUUUCUUGCUUACAUUGGAUCCAUGAUUACAGUCAAGCAAUGGCCAAUAUUCAUUAUUUGUUGAAGCAUACUGGAGAAAUCCUUCUGCUGUUUCUUACUCCAGACAAUCCUAUAUACCUUGCAUUCCAUCAUCUGCUAAUGAUACCAAAGUGGAAAAGGUUCUUGAAGAAUGUCACAUGGUUUUAUCAAACAGAUGAUGCCUUGACAUUCGUCGAAAAUAUUCUCCGCCGAGUUGGAUUUCAAGGAAUCAGAUGUUUUCCCAAAAUAAAACGCAGUGAUUAUCACUCUUGGGAAUCAUUCAUGGAACUUGUAAGAGCAAUCAACCCGUAUACCCGUCAUUUACCUGAUGAAAUACAAGCUGAAUUUCUAUAUGAAGCCUCGGAAGUAUUAAAGCAGACAUUGCAUAUCAUGGUAGACCAAGAUACUGGAGCAGUCAUGAUGGAAUAUAACGUUAUUAUUGCCAUGGCAUUCAAAUGAUGAUGGAAAUAAUGUGUUUUUUUUUAAUGAAAAUAUUGUUGUAAUAGUUAUUUUUUAUUUAAAUAAAAGCAUUUAAAAGGUUUUUUUUCUCAAUUUCUUUCAUCGAAUAAUAUUAAAAGUUGAC